AUGGUGACGUCACUCCGACGCCUGUCGCAGUCUUCCAUGGACCUCGAGGACGAGGACUCUCUCACGGAACCGUUUCGAAGAUUCCGUCCGACGAGCCGAACCUCUACGUGCUUACCGACGGCAACACAGCACGAGGCGAGGGCAAUACGGAACCUCACGGCCGAAUUCCUACGGACCGGCAGUGCAGUCGAUGCCCCGAGGAUUGGUCGCCCAUCGACACCGGUGGAAGUCGUCGCUGAGGUCCUCAGGGUGACAAAGGAAAUUGCCGAGACCGAUCGGUUUGGAGCCUCCAGCUGUGGCGAAGUCUCACAGAAAACGGGAAUCCCUGAAACCGCGGUCUCUCACAUUCGACCCCAUCGACCCGAAGCGGAAUGCGGUGUUGGACAUUCGCGCCCUUCCUCGCCCUCGGUUUCAUCGCGGCGGAGACGAAAGCGACACGGCGUCGAAAUUGGAGCCAGGGAGAACUGGCGAGUGAGUCGUCGCGAGACGGAUGUCGAGGAGGCGCCAGAAGGAGGAAUUCUCAACGACUAUGGGGAAUACAUCUUCGAAAGCGGGGAUGACAUCAGGCUCUUCUGCACUCUGACGGAAGCUGGGUUUUCCGAAGGAUACAAGAUCUCUGACCUCAGAUUCGAGACAUCCUCUGGUGACGUCAUGAAACCAAACUCUGCGUGGAAUGAGACGACGGUGUCUUUACUCGUCGCUGAUACGACCGUGAAUGAUUCCGGUCGGUUCGAAUGCGGGAAGUCCUCCGACAACGAGAACGUUCUAAUGUUUGACUCCGUAACUUUGAAAAUCGGGUUACCACCGCUGGAGCCGAAGUCUUGGCGUUGUUGGUGGAAGCUGCUGGAGCCGCUUCAUUGCAGUUGGUCAAAACCAGAGAAUCCCGUCGUGACUCGGUACUUUUUCUUCGUCCAGACCGGGUACCGGUCGACGAGGAUCGAUUGCCUGCAGGCGGACAAUUAUAUAUCGGAAUGCGAUAUGGAGGCAGGACUCAUUCCUCAUCCACCCGGCGAGACAGAAGUGAAUAUGACUGUGGAAGGCCAGAAUCUACUCGAUAAUCGAACCUUCACUUAUCCCUUUGAUUACUAUCGGAACAUUUGGAUUGAGGAAUUGGAGAACGUGACCGUGAAGGCAGUGGACGCGGAGACACUGGACGUCACCUGGGAUCUCCCAGGUGGCUUAGAGGAGUACAACAUCUCCAUCGUCCAUAACAUCCGAUGGGCCCCCAAAUCCUGGGACGAGUAUCUUCAUUUCGUCAAAGAGACGAAUUACACGAUCCCAGGAGCUUCGAAACGGAAUUCCUGGAAUUAUACAUUGAUCGACCUCUUGCCGAAUACCAACUACGAUGUCAGGAUGAAGGCCAUUGCGGCAGGAUCAGAAUAUCCGGAUCUCUGGUCCAUUACUUCUGAGGCCGAAAACGAAACCAUGCACAAAGCGCCAGACAGGAGCCCAGACGUGCCGACGGGGAGCUUCCAUGUCGAGCGGAUUGAUGAUGACUUGAGCCAUGUCUACCUUUACUGGAUCCCUCUCCACGACUGGGAGCAUUUCUCAGACAACUUCACCUAUCUGGUAAAAGGAGAGGAAUUGCCGACGGGGACCGAAUUCCAUCCGACGUCCGUGACGAACACGUCCGCCACGUUCGGGAACCUCAGCACCGUGUCGCCCUACCGGUUCUCCAUCUUUUCCAGCAACGAAAUUGGGAUGUCUCCGCGGCCUUCCGUCAUCGAAGUCGAAGCGGAAACGAACCGUGAGAGUCCCGCGGGAUCCAUUCUUCGAAGAUUCGACAUAAUUUUAACGCAGGCAACUGAAACCGGGCAUUCCAAAAAUCCGACAAUAGGUAUCCCAUGCCCAACGACAAAGGCACCACGCCACACGAACGAGGGGAAUUAUAUAUUGGAAUGGGAAGCACUCGAAGACGAGAGGACCACGAAUUUCACCGUGUUUUGGUGCCGCUCUCCCCCCGAGUGGCCCAGCUGUGAGACGGACAUCAACUGGGAUGUUUCGGAAAACAACGUUUUCGAGCUGAAUUCAACAGAACCCCUUAAGUUCGCUGUCUCGGCCAACGGAGAGUUCGGGCACAGUGGAAUGGGCUGGAAGGAGGCCGAAUUAAACCAAGAAUCAGAGGAUUUCACAGUGAUUGUGACGGUGGUCAGUGCCGUUGUCGCUGUGGUCCUGGUCGUAUCGGCUGUAGUGAAUCCAAAGGGGCAACGAAAUCAAGCCUUCCUACCUGACACUGACAGUGCUAGUGUGUAUCAGGCCAUCGCUGUGAGUCACUUCCUAUUAUAUGGAAGUUACACACGUAUGUACUCGUACAAAAUCCUUAUGCGACUCUUCAAGGCAGUACACAACCGCAGGAGAAAGGAGAGUUUGCCAAGACCGUAUUCCCAGUCUUAAUUAGGACGAAGUCAUUAGGGGACCUGGUGAACGAUGAAUCCACAACUUAUUUGAUGCAGUCCCACAGGCGCACAAAAUCGGAGACCAUGGCAGUCCCUAAGGAAUAUUCGAGGCAGGCACUCACACAGAGCACGAAUACAAGAAUCAUUGCAGAAAGUGCAUUGGGAUACCUUCAAGUUGGAAUCUUACAGGAUUCUAAACCAGCCAUGAAGGACUCCACUUUCAGAAAUGCCAGAGUCAAGACAAAUGGCCCAGUUCAAGUAGGCAAGAUACUGCAAUUUCCACAGGAAGAUUCUGGAUAUUAUAUUGCUUGCGAACGGGAUAAAAGCGAAGAACUGAACCAAUAUGUUAACAUUCACCAUGAAGAUGAAGAAGCAUGUGACAAAUUUGAAGAUGACAGCUUGGUACUCGACAGCGAUGAUGAUGCAUCUCUUUC
Messenger RNA from Darwinula stevensoni, 2830 nucleotides. The record is from the annotation of a GenBank genome assembly. Lineage: Eukaryota; Metazoa; Arthropoda; Ostracoda; Podocopida; Darwinulidae.